Molecule: messenger RNA, 2082 nt
Organism: Puma concolor (puma)
Lineage: Eukaryota; Metazoa; Chordata; Mammalia; Carnivora; Felidae
Gene: ACSS3
Product: acyl-CoA synthetase short chain family member 3
Cellular component (GO): mitochondrial matrix
Molecular function (GO): propionate-CoA ligase activity
Source: RefSeq, a predicted model, not a curated record
GGCCAGCCCGCGGCGAUGAAGCCGUCCUGGCUGCAGUGUCGCAAAGUCACCGGCGCCGGGGGACUCGGGGGGCCCCUGCCCGGGUCCUCGCCGGCCCGGGGCGCGGGCACUGCCCGCAGGGCUUACUUGGCCCCCGGCCCGCGGGGCGCGCUCGGGGGUCGGGGCUGCCGAGCGCUGUCGUCGGCCGGCGGUGGCGGCGAGUACAAGACCCACUUCGCGGCCUCGGUGGCCGACCCCGAGAGGUUCUGGGGCAAAGCCGCCGAGCAGAUCAGCUGGUACAAGCCCUGGACCAAAACGCUGGAGAACAGAUACCCGCCUUCCACCAGUUGGUUUGUGGAAGGAAUGCUUAACAUUUGUUACAAUGCCGUUGAUCGUCAUAUUGAAAAUGGUCAAGGAGAUAAGAUUGCUAUCAUCUAUGACAGUCCUGUUACUGAUACUAAAGCAACUAUUACCUACAAAGACGUUCUGGAGCAGGUCUCUAAGCUGGCUGGUGUUUUGGUCAAGCAUGGUGUCAAAAAAGGUGACACUGUGGUUAUCUACAUGCCCAUGAUACCGCAGGCGAUGUAUACCAUGCUGGCAUGUGCAAGAAUAGGAGCCAUCCACAGUCUCAUAUUUGGGGGAUUUGCAUCCAAAGAACUAAGUAGUCGUAUUGACCAUGCAAAGCCCAAGGUGGUUGUUACAGCAUCCUUUGGGAUUGAACCCGGACGGAGAGUAGAAUACAUACCACUUCUAGAAGAAGCACUGACACUAGGACAACACAAACCAGAUCAUGUUCUCAUUUAUAAUCGUCCAAAUAUGGAGACCGUUCCCUUGGCUCCAGGUCGUGACCUUGAUUGGGAUGAAGAGAUGGCCAAAGCACAGUCACAUGAUUGUGUUCCUGUUCUUUCAGAACAUCCGCUGUAUAUUCUUUACACGUCUGGAACAACAGGGCUGCCGAAGGGUGUGGUUAGACCCACUGGGGGAUAUGCUGUGAUGCUAAACUGGACAAUGUCUUCUAUAUAUGGACUUAAACCUGGAGAGGUGUGGUGGGCAGCCUCUGACUUAGGCUGGGUUGUUGGACAUUCCUAUAUCUGUUAUGGACCUCUUCUACAUGGGAACACAACAGUUUUAUAUGAGGGAAAGCCUGUGGGAACACCAGAUGCUGGCGCUUAUUUCCGUGUGCUCGCGGAGCAUGGAGUAGCUGCCUUGUUUACAGCGCCGACUGCAAUUAGAGCCAUCCGUCAACAGGACCCUGGGGCAGCCUUGGGGAAGCGGUACUCUCUGACAAGGUUCAAAACGUUGUUUGUGGCUGGAGAACGAUGUGAUGUGGAGACCCUGGAAUGGUCCAAAAAGGUCUUCAGAGUACCUGUCCUAGACCACUGGUGGCAAACUGAGACUGGAUCCCCAAUUACAGCCUCAUGCAUCGGAUUAGGUAAUUCUAAAACCCCUCCUCCAGGACAAGCAGGAAAAAGUGUUCCGGGAUACAAUGUUAUGAUUUUGGAUGACAACAUGCAAAAACUGAAGGCUCGAUGUUUAGGAAAUAUUGUGGUAAAGUUGCCAUUACCACCUGGGGCUUUUUCAGGACUCUGGAAGAAUCAGGAAGCAUUCAAGCAUUUAUACUUUGAAAAAUUUCCUGGAUACUAUGACACCAUGGAUGCUGGUUACAUGGAUGAAGAAGGCUAUCUAUAUGUUAUGUCUCGAGUUGAUGACGUGAUAAAUGUUGCAGGUCACAGAAUUUCUGCAGGUGCUAUUGAAGAGUCGGUCCUCUCCCAUGGCACGGUAGCUGACUGCGCUGUUGUUGGUAAGGAAGAUCCUUUGAAAGGUCACGUCCCCUUAGCACUCUGCGUGUUGAGAAAAGAUAUUAAUACAACAGAAGAACAAGUUUUGGAAGAAAUUGUGAACCAUGUUAGACAGAGCAUUGGCCCUGUGGCUGCUUUUCGAAAUGCAGUGUUUGUGAAACAGUUACCCAAAACGAGAUCUGGAAAAAUUCCCCGGUCAGCUCUGUCUGCCCUGGUCAACGGCAAGCCGUAUAAGAUAACACCUACAAUUGAAGACCCCAGCAUUUUUGGGCACAUAGAAGAAGUGCUGAAGAAGGCAUCAUGA